GUGGCCACGAAGACGGACGAGACUUGGGCAAGGUGCGCAGCAACGGUCCAUGGACGCUGGCUGCCGUGAAGCGGCUCUUCCUCGUGGCUCCACAGUGCCCAGAGGCCUUUGUGUGGCCCGCCCUAGCCGACCGCAUCGUCGCGCUCACAAAGCAGGUGCGUGACGAGUUCUCGCUGGAUCCGAACAGGAUCUACAUCACCGGCCUCAGCAUGGGGGCCUUCGGGGCUCUGGCGGCAGCUUCGGCUGCGCCAGGGCUUUUCGCUGCUUUGAUCGGUGUGUGUGGUGGCUUCACCAAGCCGUUGCCGCUCGAUACAAGCCUGAACUCGAUGUUGCAAUUGGCCAAAGUCGUGCCAAAGGAGGAGGAUCUAAGCGACAUCAGAGAGCUGCCGAUUUGGCUCUUCCACGGCAUGAAGGAUCGAACGGUGGACCCAGAUGGAUCCCUGCUGCUGUACCAAGCAUUGGGCGGCAAGGGCCGCGGCCGAGCGAAUUUGAGGCUCACAAAGUAUGAGGCUCUCGGCCAUCAGAUCUGGACACCUGCGUACAAAACCUCUGACCUCUUCUCCUGGAUGUUGCGCCAUAAGAAGACAAAGCUCGAGCCCAAGGAAAGCGUCAAGGGCCGUGUCGUUUUCAU
Molecule: messenger RNA, 631 nt
Organism: Symbiodinium necroappetens
Lineage: Eukaryota; Dinophyceae; Suessiales; Symbiodiniaceae
Source: the annotation of a GenBank genome assembly